CACCCCUCCUCAAUCGAACAAUACCUCCGACACCAACCGAGUAGCAGUCAUCAGUCCAUUUCACAAUGCGUAUCCUUGCUGAGCCCAAUGUCUCUCAGAUCCUGCGCGAGUUAACUCAGUCGCAAUGCCACGACUUUCUCAACGUUCUUUGCGACUCUCUCACAGCAGUCUCGAAUGAAACAACCGCCCAAGAGACGGAACGCCUCAUCCACCAGCCCCUCCGUAGCACCAUUCUCACGAAGAAACAAAACCUCUCUCUCUUCAUGCCAGUCUCCAACACCGCCAGCACGGGUAUCAAGAUCGUCACUGCCUCUCAGUCUCAUGGCCUCAUCGGAGUCAUCAACAUUUUCUCGCCGGAAGGUAGUCUACAGGGUCUCUUGAGCGCCGCCAAAAUCACCGCUUUCCGCACAGCCCUCACCAUCAUGUCCCUCCUCGUUCGCUGCCAGGCCAUGAGGAAGGAGAAUGUAGUCAUUCUCGGCUCUGGUCGCCAGGCGGAAUGGCAUGCUCGCUUAGUCCUCCUUUUGUUUCCAGGACAAGUGCGUUCGAUCACCAUCUUCAACCGUGGUCGCAAACGACUGGAAGAGUUGGAGACAGAGGUCUUGGGGGAGUUGCGGGCUACGUAUUCAGACGUUGCAAUCUCGACGGUUGCAAAAGAUCAUGUAGGCGACGAUGUCUGGGAUGAGAAGCUGCGGGCGGCACUGCAGACCUGCGAUGUCUUGUUCAGUUGUACGCCUGCCACAGAGCCCAAUUUCCCGGCUUCCUAUCUACAACCGUUCCGGCAGCGGUUCAUUUCGCUGAUCGGAUCGUAUAAGCCGCAUAUGCGAGAGAUUGAUACGGAGACAUUGCUCUCCGGCGGUGGAAAAGUCUACGUGGACUUGAAGGAGGCAUGUCUGGAGGAGUCGGGCGAGCUGAUUCUAGCAGAGAUGAAGGAAGAACAGUUGAUUGAAAUUGGUGAGUUGUAUGGGAAAUUAGGUAGAGAAGCGCCACUGGAGGUACCUCAGGGGUCCAAUGUGGUAUUCAAGUGUGUGGGUAUGGGAAUAAUGGAUCUGGCCAUUGGCAACAAGCUGUUGGAUGUUGGACGGGAGAGAGGAAUUGGCAUGGAAGUAGAUGGCUUUUGAAGCGAUGGCUAGUUGACGGUGACACCAGAUAUUGUGAUCUAUUUAGUGACUUGGUGGUCAAUCGCUUAUUCAGUACAAAUGAAGGAUCCUGC
Molecule: messenger RNA, 1210 nt
Organism: Aspergillus uvarum CBS 121591
Lineage: Eukaryota; Fungi; Ascomycota; Eurotiomycetes; Eurotiales; Aspergillaceae
Product: putative proline utilization protein PrnX
Exons: 1
Coding region: 66-1118 (350 amino acids)
Cellular component (GO): cytoplasm
Source: RefSeq, a predicted model, not a curated record